This is a messenger RNA of Mauremys mutica (yellowpond turtle), 804 nucleotides long. RefSeq names its product isochorismatase domain containing 2 (gene ISOC2). Gene Ontology annotation, cellular component: cytoplasm. The coding region runs from base 16 to 714 and encodes 232 amino acids. The transcript has 5 exons. Lineage: Eukaryota; Metazoa; Chordata; Testudines; Geoemydidae. The record is from RefSeq and is a predicted model, not a curated record.
UCAGGGGGUCGGGGAAUGGGGCCCGGGGCCUUUCCCGUUCAGGGGGCAUCAGCUCCCCAUCUGGUCCCAUCCUCUCCUCUUCUGGCUGCAGGGGCAGAGAUGGCUCUGGCCCGGCUCGGGAAGGUGGUUCCCAAAACCAGCAUCCUCUUCCUGUGCGACAUGCAGGAGAAGUUCCGGCCCAACAUAGCCCACUUCCCCCAGAUUGUGGCCGUGGCAGCGCGCAUGUUGCAGGUGGCACAGCUGCUGGAGAUCCCGGUGGUGGUGACGGAGCAGUACCCCCAGGGGCUGGGCCCUACGGUGCCCGAGCUGGGGGCCGAGGGGCUGAGGAAGUUCCCCAAAACCUGCUUCAGUAUGCUGGUCCCGGAGGUGGAGCAGGAGUUGGGGGCACUGCCCCACCUGCGCUCUGUGCUCCUGUGCGGCAUUGAGACCCAGGCCUGCAUCAUGAGCACAGCGCUCGAUGCUCUGGAGCGGGGGCUGGAUGUUCAUGUGGUGGCUGACGCGUGCUCCUCCAGAAGCCAAGUGGACCGGCUGGCGGCCCUGUCCCGCCUGCGGCAGAGCGGUGCCUUCAUCACCACCAGCGAGGGGCUGAUCCUGCAGCUGGUCAGAGACGCCGCCCACCCCCGCUUCCGACAGAUCCAGAAGCUCAUUAAGGACCCGGCCCCGGACAGUGGCCUCCUCUCCCUGUUCCCGGGACAGAGCCCCGGCUUCAGCUAACCCUGCGGCCCCCAGACUCCCCCCACCCCACUCCCCGACCCCAGCACUUGGGGGCAGGGCAGGGCUGGAAUAAACCCUUCAGUACAGCGA